Eremothecium gossypii ATCC 10895 is the source of this 1086-nucleotide messenger RNA. RefSeq names its product Mme1p (gene MME1). Gene Ontology annotation, biological process: magnesium ion export from mitochondrion. Bases 1 to 1086 code for a protein of 361 amino acids. The transcript has a single exon. Gene Ontology annotation, molecular function: magnesium ion transmembrane transporter activity. The record is from RefSeq and is marked provisional. NCBI's taxonomy places the organism in Eukaryota, Fungi, Ascomycota, Saccharomycetes, Saccharomycetales, Saccharomycetaceae.
AUGUUUUCUUUCACUUCCUCGAUACCCGUGGUUGGGACACACCACGAAGGUGGUGUGCAUACGCGAGGCGGACAGAAAGCCGGCGCAGAUGGGCAUGAGGGCGAUAUGCCAGACCGCAGCAGUCCGGAGGGAGAGCCGUCGAGUGCGCACAGCCCGCUUCUGCACUGUGUGCUGGCAGGAGGGAUCGGCGGGGCUAUAGGAGACUCGGUGAUGCACUCGCUGGACACCGUAAAGACACGGCAGCAGGGCGCGCCGGGCGAGGUGAAGUACCGGCACAUGAUCUCGGCAUACCGGACGCUGGCGCUAGAGGAGGGCGUGCGGCGCGGGCUGUAUGGCGGCUAUGGAGCGGCGAUGCUCGGGUCGUUUCCCAGCGCGGCGGUAUUCUUUGGGACGUACGAGUGGGUCAAACGGCAGAUGAUCAACGAGUGGCAAAUCCACGAGACGUACUCGCACCUGGCGGCAGGCUUCCUGGGCGACCUGUUUUCCAGCGUGGUAUACGUGCCCAGUGAGGUGCUCAAGACCCGGCUACAGCUGCAGGGCUGCUACAACAACCGGCACUUCCAGUCUGGCUACAACUACCGCGGCCUCUCCGACGCAGUGCGCACCAUUGUGCGCACGGAGGGCGUGAGCGCGCUCUUCUUCGGGUACAAGGCCACGCUCUCGCGCGACCUGCCGUUCAGUGCCCUGCAGUUUGCCUUCUAUGAGCGCUUCCGGAAGUGGGCGUUUCUCCUGGAACGGAAGCCUGUCGACGGUCACCUCUCUUUCACGGCGGAAGUGGUGACGGGGGCUUCCGCGGGCGGUCUUGCCGGCAUCAUCACUACCCCCCUGGACGUCGUAAAAACCCGCAUCCAGACGCAGCCGCGCGGCUCUGCUGGCACGCCUGACGCUUCGGCCCCAGCCCGACUCAACGGUUCCAUCUUCCGCAGCUUGUUAGUCGUACUUCGCUACGAGGGACUGGGUGGCGCCUUCAGCGGUGUGGGCCCCAGGUUCAUCUGGACCAGCAUCCAAAGCAGUAUCAUGCUUCUCCUAUACCAAACUGCUCUGCGCACCCUGGCGCGUAGUCCCCGGGCGGAGCCUGCAUCUUGA